AUGUGCUAUCGAUUACAGGCGGCAUCGGUAAGCGUCAAUAGCUCCAUCGAGUGUCGGAAUAAACGGAAACGUAAGAUUUCGGUGUGGGUGAAACGUAUAAUUCAACCAAACAAAGAUCAGCAUUUUGGAAACAACGCCGCUGAUACUACCCACUCUACAACUAUGAAAAGUCUACACUCGCCGUCAGCUGUAACCGGCUCCAAUUCGCAGCGGCAUAAAAGAUCCGUGGCCCAUCGUAACUCCAGGGCUAGAAAGCUGACAGCAACGACAGGAACCGCCGCAGGCUACGAGGAAGUGGCUCCUCAAAAGCAAGAUCCCCAACCCCGUUCCGUAGUCUGGGAUAAGUCCGUGAUCAAGGACGAUCCACUACCUAGCGGCAUGAGACUGGAUUUUGACCAGAACCAUGAUAACGCCAGCACCGCUCCGUUGAUAUCCCACUGUUCGUCGUCUGCAAAAUCUUCAGUUUUUUCCGACGUAACAUCGUUGCAGUCUACGAGGGCAACGGUUCUCUCAAAUAAAACUAUGGACACAAACUCCAGCACUGUUGGUAUACCGCCUGCCAGUAUUCUGGAUCGAUCUAGGCAAGCUGGUGCCCCGUCCAUUUUUUCGAUAGCUACCACUCACCAGACUUCACAGGCUAACAGCGUACGACAGUUCUCGCUAUAG
Messenger RNA from Lachancea dasiensis, 666 nucleotides. NCBI's taxonomy places the organism in Eukaryota, Fungi, Ascomycota, Saccharomycetes, Saccharomycetales, Saccharomycetaceae. The record is from the annotation of a GenBank genome assembly.